AAGACGUCACGAUAACAUUACGUUGCAGUUUUUGCGUCGAACAUUUCGUAAUGCCUGCAGUAUAUAAGCAAGUUGUCGCUAGUAUCCUUUGUCCAGUGAGUCACUUCACCUGUUCGUGUUACAGCGCGGCAUUACAAAAGCGUACUCUGAGUUGUAAGUUACAUUUUUUUCGGCUUGCUACAAGUACCGCGAAGUUGAAGAUUUCAAGGAUGGAAUUCCUACAGGAGAUGUUGUCUUUGGAACCCCUCGCUCAUCCUGGAGCCAUCGCAUCAGUUUUGCUCCUGACAGUUAUGUUCCUCUACUGGUAUGGAACACGUGGUUUCGCUGACCUCAAGAAGCUCAACGUACCCGGCCCCAAACCUGUUCCAUAUUUUGGGAACUUUCUCGAAACGAGGAAAUAUGGUGUACUGCACCUGAUGUGUCUCGACUACUCCAAGAAGUACGGCAAAGUUUUUGCCAUGUGUCUGGGUGGUAAACCAACGCUUGUCGUUGCAGAUCCAGAGAUGUUGAAGCAAAUAAUGAUCAAAGAUUUUCCAAACUUUCGAAAUCGUUUCCAAAUGCAGUUCCCGGGUCAUCCAUUCGAGAAAAACCUGUUAGAGGCAAAAGAUGAAACCUGGAAGCGGAUCCGGUCCACACUGACACCCACCUUCAGCGCGGGAAAGAUGAAGUUGAUGUUGCCAUUGAUCGAGAAGUCGUGCGACACACUGAUGGAAAAGCUCGAGAAAAUUGCCGAUUCAGAUCAAAGUGUCAACAUGCUGGACUGGUUCAGCAAGCUAACUCUGGAAGCGAUUUUAUCCACUGCUUUUGGUGUGGACGCGAACAUACAAAUGGGAGAAAACACCGAAACGCUUGAGAAGGCCAAGGCCCUGUUUGAAGUGCCGUUCAUGGUCAGACUGAUAGCCCGCCUGCCAUUUGGCAAAUUGCUCCUUAAGAUAAUGUCCUCUGUACGUGGAAACCCGGCGAUAUAUCUAGGAGACGUGGUCAAAGAAAUCAUCAAAACACGGCGCCAACAGGGGCUGACGGGACGGAAAGAUUUGCUCCAUCUCAUGAUGACCGCCAACGAAGAGACCACGGUGGAAGGGGUCAGCAAACUUUCCGAUGACGAGAUUGUAGCUCAAUCGAUCAUCUUCCUUCUGGCUGGCUACGAAACGUCAAGCAACACGUUGAGCUUUAUCCUUUAUCACUUGGCUCUAAACUCAGAUGUUCAAGACAAGCUGAGGACAGAGAUCAAAGAAACCGUGGAGUCCAAUGCCAAGAGGAAGUCUCUUUACGAACUGGCUCAGAACAUGGAGUACCUUGAUUGCGUCAUCAAGGAGUCUCAGCGACUGUGUCCCGCGGCUCCACACGUCAACCGAGAAUGCUGCGAGGAUUAUGAUCUCAAUGGAAUCCAUAUUCCAGCUGGCACGGAGAUCAUGAUUCCAAUAUAUGUCCUGCAUCAUGACCCCGACGCUUGGCAGAACCCGGAGAAGUUUGAUCCCGAGAGAUUCCGUGGUCCCGCCAAACACGCCCGCCAUGCUUUCCAGUUCCUGCCGUUUGGCGCCGGGCCCAGGAAUUGCAUCGGUAUGAGGUUCGCAUUGAUGGAGGUCAAGAUUGCUCUAGUGAGAAUUCUGAUGAAGUACAAGUUUCUGGCAUCUCCUGAGACACAAGUACCCCUUGAGAUUCGUGAAGGCAUUACUUUGUCGGCGAAAGAUGGAGUGCUAAUCAGAGUGCAGUCCACAAAUUAAAGAGCCUUAGCUGUAAUGUACCGUUAAAACGUCGUGAAGUUUUGUAUAACAAAACUGAACUGAUAGGCCUUGACGUUUUCCUAAAAGCAUAGAUUAAGUAGUAAGUACUUAGCCAAUUGACGCUUUUCUUUUAAAUAUAAAACAGGACAAGUCAUAUAUCGUGCGCGCCUAUACUAAUGAAGUACGGGCGCCCUCAGGACCGUCCGCAAUAGCGGGAUGUGAUGAACAUGACUCACUGUUUGGUUGUUAAGUGUCACAUAUAACGUAUGUGACUGUUAUAUUCUUAUACGAUUUCCAGUUUCUUUAAACUGUAGUACAUUUACUUUGAUGUUAUCAACAAUUAAUAGAGGUCAACAUUACGUACAAAGUAGUGAAAACAUUUGAAGACCGCAGAAUAAUUAUGUCAUUCAAUAGUCUACUUAUACGUCAAAGUUAUAUGUAACGACUGUAGAUCAAUAAGCAUAUUAGUUUGGGACUACACAAAGUGUCCGGAAUUCCGAAAUAGCUUGAGUUCGAAACAACGGGAGUUGUUUUACAUAUAUUUCUUUGUAAUCUCGGCCAGGGAUGUAGGAAUAAAAUACUAUACUAAGCAA
Molecule: messenger RNA, 2317 nt
Organism: Orbicella faveolata
Lineage: Eukaryota; Metazoa; Cnidaria; Anthozoa; Scleractinia; Merulinidae
Product: cytochrome P450 3A24-like
Molecular function (GO): heme binding; steroid hydroxylase activity; oxidoreductase activity, acting on paired donors, with incorporation or reduction of molecular oxygen
Source: RefSeq, a predicted model, not a curated record